Podospora bellae-mahoneyi is the source of this 1254-nucleotide messenger RNA. RefSeq names its product folylpolyglutamate synthase. Gene Ontology annotation, cellular component: cytoplasm; mitochondrion; cytosol. Bases 1 to 1254 code for a protein of 417 amino acids. The transcript has a single exon. NCBI's taxonomy places the organism in Eukaryota, Fungi, Ascomycota, Sordariomycetes, Sordariales, Podosporaceae. The record is from RefSeq and is a predicted model, not a curated record. Gene Ontology annotation, biological process: folic acid-containing compound biosynthetic process. Gene Ontology annotation, molecular function: dihydrofolate synthase activity; tetrahydrofolylpolyglutamate synthase activity; ATP binding.
AUGAUUGAUCUAGGGUUGGCCCGCAUUGGCCGUCUCAUCAAGCACACACCCCAGACGUGGAAGGCCAUCCAUGUGGCCGGCACCAACGGCAAAGGCUCCAUAUGCGCCUACAUUUCGGCCAUGCUCAACGCCAAAGGCAUAUCAUGCGCCAGGUUCACCUCCCCUCACUUGGUCGACCGGUGGGACUGCAUUGCCAUCAAUGGCAAGCCCGUGUCGGAAUCCUUGUUUCUUGAAGUUGAGAGGCAGGUGAAGCAGAGGGAUGUGAGCGAGAACAUUGGCGCAAGCGAGUUUGAGCUCCUGACCGCGACUGCCUUUGAGAUCUUCAACCGCCAAAAAGUCGAAUACGGAGUUGUCGAAGUUGGUCUUGGUGGCAGGCUAGAUGCGACGAAUACACUCAAACAGAAAUCGGUUACCGUUAUUUCCAAGAUUGGUCUUGAUCACCAGUCUUUCCUGGGAAACACCAUUGAGGAGAUUGCACUUCAGAAAGCAGGAAUUAUCCGCCAGGGCGUACCCUGUGUGGUGGAUGGCAGCAACCAGCAGUCAGUUCUGCAGGUAAUAGAACAGCAUGCUAAGGAAACAGGGGCAUCAUUGCAGUUUCCCAACGCGACAGCUGUUGCGGAAGAGCUUGCGAAGUCAGGAGAGACCUUUGAGCCACACCAAAUCCAGAACCUGGCAGCUGCUCAUCUGGCCUUCCGUUUGGCUUGCCCAGAGCAUGAUGCCCCGUUAACAAGUCUUCUGCCCGCUAUCAAGCAGCUCAAAUGGCCUGGUCGCCUCCAAAAGAUGAGUCUCGAAAACAUUACCGGCCGGCAGCAAGACGUGCUCUUAGACGGCGCUCACAACACCCAGUCAGCUGAGGCACUGUCUGGCUACGUCCAAAGACACCUUCGUUCUUCAGGAAAUCCAAUAACCUGGGCGUUGGCCGCCACGCAAGGCAAGGAUAUGAACGGGAUUCUCAGUCUGUUACUCCAACCUGGUGAUCAAGUCGUUGCUGUCAGAUUCGAACCUGUGGACGGAAUGCCCUGGGUCAAAGCAGCCGAUCCCAAGGAGCUCCUCGACUUGGCCACUCAACAUGGUGUCGACCAGUCAUCGGUCUACAGCGCCGGAGAGAACGUAAAAGACGCUUUAACCAAAGCAUCCGAGAUGGCAGGCGAAAGGCCAGUAGUAAUAGCCGGGAGCCUCUACCUCGUGUCCAGUGUCUUGAGGCUCUUGCGUGAGAAGUCUCAAGAUUCUAGUGAAAAUGCCAUCUGGUCUUGA